AUGAAAAGCCACACCCAAAAGGCUGAUGAUGAUGCACAAAAACGUCCCCAGCUCGAGCGAAGGAGCACCAUUUCUGAGGGUGUCAAUCCUGACCCUCAGGCGCAGACGCAUCAGCAGCAACAGCCUCACCGCCAAAGCUUCGUACAGCCGUCCAGCACACAGCAUCAAGGCACGCCGGGUAUCUCGGUGAUGCAACUGCUGUCUCCGAUCAACGACUUUGCUACUCGUCGAGACGCAAAUGGCACCUCUCAUGCGAGACAAACAUCCAUUGGUAUGCCAAGCUCGUAUAUCGACCCGAGACCAAAUCAGCAUCGACAGGACCAUAUCACCAUACCAACGGACUGGUCGUCCUCAUCGCCUGUGACCCAGACUGCUCAGCCAGUCAGUCAGGCAAAUCCAAGCCGCGAGUCAACCACGCAGCACAGUGCCGACGUCUCGACCUACGAGACAAGUAUGUCUGGCUCGCAUCAACCGGCCCAGACGCCACAGUCUGAUCUGGGACAAGCAGGUUUCGGUGCGAAUGCGAUGGACUGGCUGCCACCAGGUAACAUGCCUGGGACGGACUUUCACGAUCCCUUUCAGAUGUGGCUCUUCCCUUCAUUGGGAGAUCUUGAUGCUUCUCCAGACUUUCUACAGACAUAUGGAGUUACAACACCGGCUUUUGCCAUGCCGGAUCCGAAGUUGAUGCAAGAAAGCCAGAAAACGUCGCAGGAGCGGACAAAGAAUAUCAGCAAAGUUCCGCGAGAGCGAUUUUCGCGCAUACAGAAGUGCUGGUCCUCUCGACCACAUCGCCUGCAUCGCUUGAUGCCUAGUCUCUGGAAGGACAUCAUCUCGUACCAUGUUGAUAACCUCUUCUCAGAGGAACAUGCUGUACCAAUUCAGCCUAAGGCAGGCACAAACUGGGGUCUUGAUGCCGAUUGUCGGUUCCGAUUGCGCGAUACAUUCCACACUCCCGCACCGUCAGCAAUUCAUUCACCAAAGAUUCAAUCGUCUACGCUCGAUAACCAUACAUUCAAACUGGAGGACUCGAGUACAUUUCCUCCUGCCGAGAUUCUCGAUAUCGCUAUGGGAUUAUUCUUUCGUCGUUUUCAUCCAACAGUCCCAUUCAUCCAUGUACCAACAUUCUCAGUCAACAAUACACCGCCGCCGAUGCUUUUUGUGGUUUGUCUGAUCGGACUGUCCAUUCUCGGGACCACUGGCGCUACAAGAUUUGUGUCGAGGAUGUUUCCGACUUUCAUACAACGAGUCGCCAACAAUCUCGCCGCGUGCACUUCGGGCGCAGCAACACCUGUCCAACAGAUGAGUCAUCUUGCGACGGCGCUACUCACGCUCCAUCUGGCUGCCAUGACAGGGGAUAAGGACACGAUUAUUCAAUGUCAAAUGCUGUACGUCACGACAAUGGCGGUUGCUCAGCAAAAUGGCCUCUUCUCAGCCUGCGACGGUCAAGAUCUCAGCGCGCUGAUACUGGAUCUCAAUGAGUCAGAGCAUCAAUGGAAGGCAUGGUCCCGUGUCGAAUCUGCGAAGCGACUCAUCUUAUGUACCAUGACUUUGGAUUCUUGGUACAGCGUCCUUCUCUCCCGAUCGCCAAUUGUCCGAUCUGAUGGCCGCACAUCCAUCUCACCAACCUUCCAGAUCAGCGACUUGCACACAGCAUCAUUAGACCCAUCAGUAUCGCUUGGCUUCCUAGGGUCCUCCACGCUCCUAGCUCUGCUUCAAAUCCAAAUCUACGAAUCGUACCACCGCCUCAUGCCCGUUGACCAGCAGCAAAUCGGAUCGCUCAUCCCUUGGCAACUGUACGCCGCCGACAUGAAAGCUCGAUCUCUCGUGCCGGCCCUUCUAGCUUCGACUUCAAUCUGCGGUCCACAAAUGCGCAUCCACGACACCAACACGCUCGUGCUCUGGCACAGCCUAAACAUUCUCCUCCUCGCCGACCUUCGUAUGUUUGAACUCGCGGCAGGCCGGCACGGUGCCACACCGGCCACUGGUGCACUCGAGUCCAUCUCUUCAUGGUCGCAAACCACAUCCGCCCGCCGUGCCGUCGUUCACGCUGCGCAGAACUUCAAGCUUAUGCACGACCGACGUGUCAGCGACAAUGUGACUGUUCAUUCUGUGAUGGCCCUCUUCUCCUCCGCACUCAUCCUCGGCUUAUACCUUUUCAUGGUCCCUCCGACGACCAACCACAACAAUCGCUCGACAGUCGAGCUCAUCGACUGGGAUAUCGACUGGGCGGAACUCUCCGAUACGGGCUACACUACGGACCACACCUCGUCUGGCUCUCCAACUGGCGAAGCUUCCUCCUACAAUCAGCACAAUCCGUCAGGCAGCAUCUCGAGCGCCUACGGCGGCACGUCGAACCCGCACAAUCCCGACAGCGAUAGUCUCUCGCCGCCCGCACACUUUGUAAAAUACGGCGGGACGGUCUCGCUCAGCGGCGUAGCGCAUCAGGGCGGGUACGAGAGUGCCAGGCGGGUGCUGUUGGAGUUUGCUAACCUGAUGGAUGGGAUCUCUGGAAGGAAGCUGAGGGUGUAUACGCAGGUGCUGCAUAUCAUGAGCGAUGACCUGAUGGUGAUAGACGCGAAGGAGUAG
Cyphellophora attinorum is the source of this 2586-nucleotide messenger RNA. RefSeq lists its product as uncharacterized. Gene Ontology annotation, cellular component: chromatin. Gene Ontology annotation, biological process: DNA-templated transcription; regulation of transcription by RNA polymerase II. The transcript has 2 exons. Lineage: Eukaryota; Fungi; Ascomycota; Eurotiomycetes; Chaetothyriales; Cyphellophoraceae. Gene Ontology annotation, molecular function: RNA polymerase II cis-regulatory region sequence-specific DNA binding; zinc ion binding; DNA-binding transcription factor activity, RNA polymerase II-specific. The record is from RefSeq and is a predicted model, not a curated record. The coding region runs from base 1 to 2586 and encodes 861 amino acids.